Molecule: messenger RNA, 6445 nt
Organism: Octodon degus (degu)
Lineage: Eukaryota; Metazoa; Chordata; Mammalia; Rodentia; Octodontidae
Gene: Shroom2
Product: shroom family member 2
Exons: 10
Coding region: 148-4905 (1585 amino acids)
Biological process (GO): actin filament organization
Cellular component (GO): cortical actin cytoskeleton; adherens junction; apical junction complex
Molecular function (GO): actin filament binding
Source: RefSeq, a predicted model, not a curated record
CCUCCCGGCGCGACCGGCGCUCUGCUCUGAAGUUGCAGCGCAAGUUCGCCGGUGGCGGGCGGCGGCGCGGGCGCCCGGAGUCUCCCUCGCCCUCGGCCGGCCGGGGCGCCCUGGGGUGCAUGGGCGCUGGCCGCUGCGGGGCCCGCCAUGGAGGGCCUGGCGGAGGCCGAGGCGCGGGCGAGCGACGGCGGGCGGCUGGUGGAGGUGCAGCUGAGCGGCGGAGCGCCCUGGGGCUUCACCCUGAAGGGCGGCCGCGAGCACGGCGAGCCGCUGGUCAUCACCAAGAUUGAGGAAGGGAGUAAAGCCGCGGCUGUGGACAAGUUACUGGCCGGAGAUGAGAUCGUGGGCAUCAAUGACAUCGGCCUCUCAGGGUUUAGACAAGAAGCAAUUUGCCUGGUGAAAGGGUCCCAUAAGACCUUGAAGCUGGUGGUCAAAAGGAGGAGCGAUGUGAGCUGGAGACCUCACUCGUGGCACGCCACCAAGUUCUCCGAUGGCCACCCCGAGCCCGUGGCCUCUCAGUUCCCUGCCGCCAGCGGCUCUUCUUCCUGGCACAGCCGACACCAUGCUAGCUCCUCCUCCCAAGAUCUGUCCAGUGUGUGGGAGCAGACGAACCUGCAGCGCACCUCGGAGCAUUUCAGCUCCCUGGGCAGUGUGGACAGCCUGGACCAUCCCUCGCAACCCUACCCCUCUGGACCCCUCUCGGAAGCCAAAUCCAACAGCAGCAUCGACCGCCUCGGUGGCCCCCACCAGCGUGACUCAGCCUAUGGCUCAUUUUCCACCAGCUCAGGCACCCCGGACCACACUCUGCCCAGGACCGAGGCCUCCUCAGCAGAGAACAUCCUCUACAAGGUUGGACUCUGGGAGGCGACCCCGCAGGCUUUGGAUGAGAGGCCUGCAGCCAUCCAACCUAGGGCCCCCAGGAACAGCAAUAAAAGCCCCAGGCCAGAGGACAGCGCUGAACCCAGGCUGACCCCUUUGGGCAGGUCCAGUUUUGGGCCCAUUUGGCAUGUUCCCGACAAGAAGAAAGCCCCUCCAUCACCUCCUCCUCCGGCACCUCCACUGCGCAGUGACAGUUUUGCCGCCACCAAGAGCCAGGAGAAGACACAAGGCCCUCUGUUCUCAGAGAUGGCCACACCACAGCUCUUGGCAGCCCCAACCCGGGUACAACCUCGUGGUGAUUGGAGGGCGGACCCCGCUGAUCGGCAGCAGAGGCCCAGGCACCCAAGCAGUGGGAAGGAACCAGGAGGCCACCCUGAUGGUGGCUGGCUGGGCUGCGGGGACAGGGUGGUUGGUCCUCUGGGCAGGCCCCAGCCCUCCCUGUCUGGUACUGAGGGACCCCUUGUGCAGCCUCUCCACAGUGGCCAGCACCCCCGCCAGGGCAGCGAAGAGGGCUCUCCAGGAAAGCCCAUGUCCCUGAGGGAGUGGCCACAUGGGGCACCCUCUGGAGGCUGGCAGGGACUGCCUGUGCCACAUAUGGGGCCCCCACGGGCCCGGUGGCCCAAGGCUGCUGACCAGAGCUAUUAUUCCUGCAUGGCCACCAGGCAGCCCCCACUGCGUGGGGAGUGUUGGCACUGGGAUGCAGCUUCUGGGGCCCCUGAGUGCCCUUCCUCGCUCCUGGCAAUGGGCACGAACCCAUGGUGCCCCCUGACCUGCCAAGAGGGGCCAGGUCCCCUGCCAGAGGCAGCCGCCACCAAGGGUGGCUUCUCAGGUUUCCACGAGCUGCCCAAGGCCAGCCACACCACACAGGGGCCACUGGCUGCUGGCUUCAAGGGGAUGGAUGGGGAGGGCAGCAGGAUCUCUCGCCAGCGGACCCCCAUGUUGCACUCCCUGACCCAGGAGGGCCAAAUGGGUGCUGCAGAGAAGCCACCACCACCCUUUGACUCACAGGUGGGGCGACCCACACGUAGGAGUGACCGAUUCGCUACCACACUGAGGAACGAGAUCCUGAUGCGCAGGGCCAGGCUGCAGAAAAGCAAGAGCACAGUGGCCCUGGCCACAGGCAGUGAGGCAGACACAGAGUCCAGCAGCUGGCAGGCCCCGCCUGGAGCCACCUCAGAAGGCUCCUUCUGCAGCACCUACAAAGACCAUUUGAAGGAGGCGCAGGCGCGGGUCCUGAGGGCCACCUCCUUCAAGCGGCGGGACUUGGACCCCAACCCAGUGGACCAGUAUCCUGGGCCCCUGGAACACAGGACUGGGGAGCACAGUAUCGCCCCAUCAAUGCCUGGGGAGCCUGACUCCGCAUCUCGCUUCUGGGAGUCAGGCCCGGCUAAGCCGGCCUCAUCUGCAGGUGGGCCACCCCAUGUGCCCCGCGUCGGAGGCCGGAAAAGGUUCACGGCAGAGCAAAAACUGAAGUCAUACUCUGAACCGGAGAAAAUGCAUGAGGUGGGGCUCUCAGUGGGCUGUGGUUCACCCCAGCACCCCAGGACCCCCGAGGACUCUGUGGGCACGUUUGCUGACAGGUGGAAGUUUUUUGAAGAAACUAGCAAACCUGUUCUCCGAGGGCCAGGCCAAAGACAGGCUGUCUGUGGACCCCCAGGGGAGAAGGUGGAGAGGCUGCGGACAGUGGCCAGUGGAGGUGAGGGCACAGAGCCUUGCAUGGAGAAGAGGUCGUGUGCCACCUUCUUAGGAGAGAUCCUCAGUGGGAACAGGAAAGCAAAAAACCCGGGGAAGUUGGACCCACCCCAGAGACUUGGAACCUUUGCAGAGUACCAAGCCUCAUGGAAGGAGCAGAGGCAACCUUUGGAAGCCAGGAGCUCAGGACGGUGUCACUCGGCGGAUGACAUCCUUGAUGCAGGGCUGGACCAACACCAGAAGCCGAAGUACGUUCAUGAACGGUCCAGGUCGUCGCCAUCCACGGAUCACUAUGUUCAGGAGGCGCCCGUCGAAACUCGAAGGCCAUCAGGGGACCCCAGUGGGCACAGAGAAGCACCUCCCUCUACAGCCCGUGGGCAGGAGACAUGUUCCACCUUGAGACAAGCAGAUGCCCAAGGGCCUGAGGCCAGUCCAGCAGCACAGCAGGACCCGCCAAAGCAGAGCACCCGGCCCCCAUCCACGGUGUCUGGCACAGCCACGACUCAGGAAGCCCCCGAGCUGCCACAGGCAGGACGGAGUCGAGCAGGAACCCUGCCCCGAGAUUAUAGGUACUCAGAGGAGAACACACCUGCAGACUUGGGACCACAAGCACAGCGUGCCCCCUCGCCCCUGCCAGUUCAGGGACAAGACUCAUGUCCAGUGAGCCUCGCCGCACCCCCAAAGAAACCAGCCCCACAGAGGCCUCCACCGCCCAAACGUGAGCCCCGGAGGCACAGAGCUCUGGAAGUGGCACCUGAAGACACUCACCCGGCUGUCCUGCCACCUGGCUCUCUGAAUGCUGCCGUGACCUGCCUGUCCCUGCUCCAUAGCCCCGCUGUGUUCAGCAGUACCCAACCCCCAGAGAUCCCGAAGGCCACCACCUGCGAGCGUGACGGCCAGCAUGUGAAAGAGGACACGCUGUGUCCUCGGCCAGAAGCCCCGCCCUCUUCCAAGUUCCAGCGCCUGCAGGCAUCCACCAUGGAAACCUCUCGCUCCCCCUCGCCUCAGUUUGCCCCCCAGAAGCUGACAGACAAGCCUCCGCUGCUCAUCCACGAUGAACAUUCAACAAGAAUUGAGCGGGUGAUGGACAACAACACCACGGUGAAGAUGGUGCCCAUCAAGAUCGUGCACUCAGAGAGCCAGCCCGAGAAGGAGAGCCGCCAGAGCCUGGCACACCUGGCCGAGCUGCCUGCACUGCCCAGCGGGCUGGAGCGCGACCAGAUCAAGACGCUGAGCACAUCUGAGCAGAGCUACUCCCGCUUCUGUGUGUACACGAGGCACGGUGCUGAGGCCGAGGCCCUGCCAAGAGCCCAGCCACCUGCGCCCCAGCCUCCGGGGCCCCCCACAACCCCUGCACAGGACAUCUGUGCCUCCCCCCCAGGGCUUAGCUACUCCAAGACCAAAGAGAAGAGUGCAGAGGACUUGAAGUCCGAGGAGCUAGCCAGGGAGAUCGUGGGCAAAGAUAAGUCCUUGGCCGACAUCCUGGAUCCCAGUGUCAAAAUCAAGACCACCAUGGACCUCAUGGAAGGAAUCUUCCCCAAAGACGAGCAUCUCCUGGAGGAGGCUCAGCAGCGGAGGAAGCUGCUCCCCAAAAUCUCCUCUCCCAGGACUGCAGAGGAGAAGAAAGACGAACCAAGUGUGCCAGUGGCUGUGUCCCUGGCCACCAAUUCCACCUACUACAGCACAUCGGCCCCCAAGGCGGAGCUGCUGAUCAAGAUGAAGGACUUGAGGCAGCAGCAGGAGCCUGAGGAGGAUUCAGGGAACGACUUGGACCAUGACCUGUCACUGAAGAAGCAGGAGCUCAUCGACAGCAUUAGCCGCAAGCUGCAGGUGCUCCGGGAAGCCCGAGAAAGCCUGCUCGAGGACAUCCAGGCCAACAACGCGUUGGGGGACGAGGUGGAGGCUGUCGCGAAAGACGUCUGCAAACCCAAUGAGUUCGACAAGUUCCGGAUGUUCAUCGGGGACUUGGACAAAGUGGUGAACCUGCUACUGUCACUGUCAGGCCGCCUGGCCCGGGUGGAAAACGCCCUCAAUAACUUAGAGGACAGCCCUUCUCCUGGCGAUCGGCAGUCCUUGCUGGAGAAGCAGAGAGUCCUCAUCCAGCAGCACGAGGAUGCCAAGGAGCUCAAAGAGAACCUGGACCGCCGCGAACGCAUUGUGUUCGACAUCCUGGCCGCCUACCUCAGCGAGGAGAGCCUGGCAGACUAUGAGCACUUCGUGAAGAUGAAGUCGGCACUCAUCAUUGAGCAGCGGGAACUGGAGGACAAAAUCCACCUGGGCGAAGAGCAGCUAAAAUGCCUGCUUGAUAGCCUGCAGCCCGAAAGAGGCAAGUAAGGGGCUGGUCAGCCUGGCAGAGGACAACUGUGGCCUUCGAGCUCUGUCCCCAUGCCUGUGAGCUCUAGGCUGCGCUGGUCUCCUGGAGAGAGUCGCGUCCCAGGGCACAAUGACAUCAUGCUGGCUUGGGAUCACUUCCUCAACCUUUUAGUUUCCCGUUGGAACAGAGCAGUUUCCCUCACACAUGACUACAUGAGAUGCCAGGCUGGUGACGUCCCUAGGAUCCAUUAGGCUGAGGCCGUGGGAUAUACAGACUGUCACCGUCAAUGGAGGAGCUGCUGUUCCUCUGCCUUCUGAUGCCAUACCAGCCACAUGGGAAGACACCAAGGACAUUCUCGGGACACAGGAGAGGGGAUGCCUGGAACAUACAUGUUCCCUCGGGUUGUAACCGGAGAUGGGCUGCUGGGUUUUGUCCUUACCAGGCCCAGUGUGCUUGUCCAUUGUCUCUGCCCUAUAAUCAUGUUCCCUGACCCAGCAAAAUCCUGAUAUGAUAAUUUAUUAACAUGUAGGAAAGGUGAAUGGUUUCCUAACAGUUGAAAACCAUCUGGGAAAUGGACAACCUAUAGACUGGGUACACUCACUCUUAAGAUUAAAAGUGCCACUUCAAGAAAUGAUAUGCAUGCUUCAGAACUCAAACACGUGACAGACACACCACUGUGGUCCUUCUCACCUGGAAUCAGGAGGUAAAUGGUGAUAUCCAUGCAAGUAGGAGUACUUCGCUAUGUGUGUCCAGUACUAAUGUGCUUGUUCGCUAUUUAUUUCCUGAGACCAGUGGAAUCGUUUUUAGUUGCUUUCCCCCAGGACAUUAAUGUGGUGCACAUACGGUCAUUCAUGAUCACUGGUUUUUGUGGCUUUUUGUUUUGUUUUGUUUUGUUUUUCUGUUUUGCCACCAAGUUGGUCCCCAAUCCCUGAGGGCCACAUUCCAUGUACUGUGAGAACUUUCCUUUGCCUUUUCAGGGGCCCUGUGCACGAUCUUAACUCUUAAACUUGACCUUUUUCUGCUGCAGAGUUUAAAGAUUCUGUACCUCUUUUGGGGGUGGAAAUGGCAGGAGUGUAAGGAGAGACUUUAAAAGUAACACCAUUGUGCUGCUGUGCCACCCGUUGGCAGUCAGAGACUGAGAGCAAGGGUUUGCAGAUAGUGUGUCUGAAGAAGGAUUGGUGGCCAAAACAUACGAAGACCUCCACCGGCAGGAAAAUGAAGAGCCCUGUUAGAACAGACUUGAGCAGACAGUUCACCAAAGAGGAUAUGCGCAUGGCAAAUGAGCACAGACCACAGCGUCCAGCUGCCGAUGACUUGCUGAUUUUUACCUGAUAAUUGUAGGUCACGUGUAGUGAUGAAAGCAUUCAUCUAACUAGAAGCCAUAGUUAAUGGUGAGCCAGCCCUUUAGAUAACUGGAUAUUUAGGUCAUAUUUUUUCCUCACUUCUCCUUAAUCCCAUAAUGUGUAGAAGCAAACAGGUUUCCCCUUGGUUAGCAAUAACCACAGCAUUCCUGAAAAACACAUCUUUACUUGCGCGCGCGCACACACACACACACACACA